This is a messenger RNA of Lates calcarifer (barramundi perch), 3193 nucleotides long. Its product is annotated as polycystic kidney disease protein 1-like 2. The transcript has 8 exons. Bases 282 to 1505 code for a protein of 407 amino acids. Gene Ontology annotation, cellular component: membrane. The record is from RefSeq and is a predicted model, not a curated record. NCBI's taxonomy places the organism in Eukaryota, Metazoa, Chordata, Actinopteri, Centropomidae. Gene Ontology annotation, molecular function: calcium channel activity; protein binding. Gene Ontology annotation, biological process: detection of mechanical stimulus.
UAAGGUCACUGAUGUGUGAAGCAAGCACUGUUGCAUCAGUACGUUCUGCUAUCCUGUAGGUUACAGUGAAGCUGAUUGGUGCAGAGGGAGAGAGUGACACACACAACCUCACAGAUCCCGAUAAGCCAGUGUUUGAGAGAGGAGCUGUUGAUGUGUUCCUGUUGGCCGCACCCUUCCCUCUGGGUGAAGUGCGAAACCUCAGGCUGCAGCACGACAACUCUGGAGGUCACCCAUCAUGGUAUAUAAACAAGGUGACCGUACAAGACCUCCAAACACGGCACAUGUGGCACUUCUUUUGUGAAUGCUGGCUGAGCGCUGACCGUGGAGACGGCAUGACCAAGAAAACUUUCAAUGCCGCUAAGAACAACGAGAUUGCCAGCUUCAGGAACAUUUUCCAGACCAGAACAUCAACUGGUUUUAGGGAUGAGCACAUUUGGGUGUCCAUAGUGGAUCCUCCCUCACGUAGUCCCUUCAACCGUGCCCAGAGGGUCUCCUGCUGCAUGAGUCUGCUCCUCUGCACCAUGGCCAUCAACAUUGCCUUCUGGAACAUUCCUGUAGAUGAGGACUCACCAGUACUUUUUUCUUUAGGUUCACUGCAAAUCACCUGGCAGGAGAUCAUAGUGGGGGUGGAGAGUGGUCUCCUCAUGUUUCCGAUCAACAUCCUCAUCAUCACCAUCUUCCGAAGCAUCCGACCUCGCGUCAUUUCAAAGUCUAAAAAAGACUCUGAGGACUUGAGACCCCCUGCAGUUAACAUGCCAACUAUUCUGAAGGAUACAGAGGAGGUGAUUUCUAUGGUGAGCAAAAGUCCGAGGAACAAGAUGUCAGAGAUACACAGGCUGGAGUCCACCGCAGACCUCUUCCCUGCCUUGGACAGGGUGAAUGAAUUAAUCCUACAUAUGCAAGGGGAGAGUGAGAGUGACCGUCACUGGGUGUACUGCAGCAAGUUCCUGCUAGCUGGUCUCUGUCACCUCCUGAUGGGCCUGGAAAAAUUGGACGCAAAACACUUCCCGAGUCCACAAGAGUACCAGUGGGCCCUGAACGUCACCAAUGUGCUGGUUCGCAAGGCUGAGAUGGUCUUCAGCUGCCACUUGGCCUACUGCCCGCCUCCCGUGAGGAAGAAGAAGAAGUCAGCGAGCUGCUGGCUGCCCUGGUGGUGUGUGUUCCUGGGCUGGUUCCUGCUGCUGUCCAUCAGCGGAGUGUCCACUUUCUUCACCCUGCUGUACGGCUUUCAGUACGGCAAAGAAAAGUCCAUCAAGUGGGUCAUGUCUCUGGGCCUCUCCCUCUUCCAGAGCAUCUUUAUACUGCAGCCUCUCAAGGUGAUAGGCGUUGCUGUGUUUUUCGCCCUGCUGUUGAAACCUGUAGCUGUGGAGGAGAAUGAGGAAAUUGAGCAAUUGCUGUUAGGUAAGAAAAACAUAAUGCAGUCCAUCUUUUACCACAGCGGGUACAGGCUGCUAGCUGAUAGUAAAGUGCUAUACUCAGAAAAUUUCAUGUCUGGCUCUUUAUGAACACUGUUUCAUGCAUUAUGUAAGAAGGUUGCAGCUCUUUCCUUUCUUUGCCUUUAAUAUUGUCUGUGUUCAUCUGCUGCCUGCAAUGUUUUGUACUGCAGUGCAACCAGUAUUUAGUCUAUGUUUUUUUGUCAUCCUUAAAACAGGUUCAGUCUAAUCACUCUCAUUAGCAGUUUUCAUCAACCAUAAUAUAAAAGAUGAUAAUGUAUCAGUGACAUGUUUUUCUGCUGCCACCUCCAACAUCUUGGAGUAGCAGAAUGGCCUUUAAAUAAACCUCAGAUACUGGAUUGCAAAAUAGCCUCUAAAUUUAAUUUAACACAUCAAUUGUUUAGUCCAAACUACUAAUUCAUAUUUCAUAAAGCAGACAGAUGUAUCCAUUCCAUUUUGUUUCAGGGUGACUGCAGAGAGCUCUUAUGUAAUGAUGCAUAUGAAACAGUAAAACUAUUUGCUUUGACAACUCUAAACUAGUGACCCUUUUAGUUUCCUGCCUCUCCCAAGUGACUUUUCUCCCUUAAGUGUAUCAGUGCAUCCUUUCUUCAGUUUAAGAGGAGUAAAGUACUGUGAGUCUCACUGCACUGUCUUCUCCAUUUAACAGAGCAACAAGACAGGUGUAGACAGUACUCUGGGAGACACACGCUGUGAGGAGGCUGCAUUUAGCGGAAUAAGCUGUCUUCUCCGACGGGCGCAGCUUCAAUUCACGGCACCCUCGCUUCUUUAACACUCUUUUGCACUUAUUGGAAGUUUUACUUUCUGAAUAUAAAAUUGCAUAGCACAUUCUGGUGUUUUGCAUGUGUACAGUUUCCAAAGCCUGAGAAAGGUUUCUGAAAUGGUGAGUCUGGGUGAAUGUUGCGCUUGCAUGUCAAAGUGUUUCUGUUUCCAAGUCCUUUACAAUCCAUUAUGAUGUACAUAAAGAAAAUCUCUUGUUGCUUAUUUUAAAUAGCUUUGUUCAAACGUGGAUACACUUUUCACUUUGUUCACUGUCAACAUACACAAAAAGCUGUGCUCAGUCCAGUAAACAUAAUCAACAGAAUAGUAGAAUCAUUGAGGGUCUGUACAGUUAUACUAUAUAAAGUCUUCAUUAAUUUGUUGUUGUUGUUGUUCCAUUAUUCUUCUAAAUGACAUUUCAAAUACUCGAAACACCUCAUCAAAAGAGGAGUAACUGAAUCCAUCUUCUUUUAGCCUGAAAAUAAUAAAAGCUUGUGAUAUUUAUUGUUGGUACAAAUGACAGCCACAGCCUAUAUCGACUGGUGUCAACACGACUAGUCUUCACAGCGUAUGUCGGCAAACCAUCGACUGUACACAAACACGGACUUUCCCUUAUAGAAGAAUGGGAAGGUACCUUUAUGUAAUUGCACAUAUGGGACCUAAUUAUUAAUUGAUCACUUUUUGUCAUCUCACCUCCAUCACUGUAAUACAUGCUGAAGGUACAGGUCAUGACUUUUUAUCAUAUAUGUCUACUUCUAUGUGAGUCAGUCUGUCCUCCCUUUGAAUGAUUUAUGUAACAGACCUAACUACAUUCAAGUUUGUGCUCUUGGUUUGGGACAUUUUGAUGCCCUGUCUUAUAUCUCCUGUGCUUUUAUGUUAUCAGAAACGAUUGUUUGAUCUAUUAAUUUAUUGUUCAUUUAUUGAUAACGUAUGUAUUGUUUGUGUGAGUUCAAAUAAACGGAUAAGAGCUACAGACACACAGU